GGUUGCACGCCAAGGAGCAUCGCUUCAAUCUUUAGCCGACAGUCGAAGCGGAUUCAUGAGUUGGCGAAUCUAAUUUAUUACGAUGGACGCUAAACAUUAUGAGAUUUUACGAAACGACAAAUACGGUCGAUAUUUAGUUGCUAAUAAGGACUUAGAUGGCGGUGAAUUAAUAUUCACGGAUCAACCGUUCGCCGUUGGACCCAAAGCAGAUACGCCUCCAUUGUGCCUCGCUUGCUACUGUCCUGUGGAGAAUACAUUAUGCUCUCGGUGCGGCUGGCCGGUGUGCGGGGCGCAAUGUGAACGCGAUCCGCAACACGCCGCCGAGUGUGAAGUCUUUAGUUUGGCAAAGGUGCGCUUCCAGCCAGUGACUGACUGGACAGCUAGUGCCCCACAACUUGACUGCAUCACACCAUUGAGAUUACUAUUAGCAAAAGAGAAGGAUCCACAGCGAUGGCAGCAAGAAUUGGAGUUGAUGGAGGUGCACUCGGAGGCGCGACAGCAGCGGCCCACGUGGCGGUUGGAUCAGGUUAACAUCGUGGACUUCUUAGUCGAUCACUGUAAGCUCGGGGACCGCAUCAACAUGGAAUUGGUGCAGAAAGCUUGCGGUAUACUCGAGGUAAACGCAGUGGAAAUACCUUCCCGAGGUGGGUUCAGUAUACGCGCGGUGUACCCGCGUCUAGCCAUCGCUGCGCACAGCUGCGUACCAAACAUCGUGCAUACUAUCCUACAGGAUAAUUACAAGGUGGAAAUACGAGCUGCAAUACCUAUAAAGAAGGGUGAACCACUACAUCUAUGUUACACGCACGCCCUGUCGCCCACUAUCGUGCGACGAGAAUAUCUGCUAGAGUCCAAGUUCUUCAACUGUGACUGCCCGCGUUGUUCCGACCCUACAGAGUUAGGAACACAUCUCAGUACUGUUAAAUGUAACAAAUGUGAUAAUGGUGUUAUUUUAUCAACGAAUCCUUUAGACAAUGAUGCACAGUGGAUUUGCACAGAGAAGUCAUGUGGCUUCAAGACGUCUGGUGGUGCGAUGCGUAAAAUGUUAGCAGUUGUGCAGGCCGAGGUCGAUCAGCUAGACGCCUUGGAGCCCGGACCACAGGCUAUCGAACAGAGAGAGGCUAUCCUUAAUAAAUACAAAUCGGUAUUCCACCCGCGUCAUUCGAUCCUCAUAUCCAUCAAGUACGCGCUGGCGCAGCUGUAUGGACGUGUUGCAGGCUACGACAUAGACGAACUACCAGAUCUCAUGUUGGAGCGCAAGGCUGACUUCUGUAGACUGGUGCUUAAAGCGCUGGACGUUAUUAUGCCCGGAGACAGUCGGAUGAGAGGUAUGAUGUUAUAUGAACUGCAUGCACCACUGAUGUAUCUGGCAAGGAAUGAAUACAGCAUUGGACUUAUAACAAAGGAGAAAUUGAAAGAUAGAUUGCAAGAACCUAUACAAUGUCUCGCUGAUGCUGCUAGGAUCCUUAGUCGAGAAGACCCGCAGAGUCCUGAAGGAAUAACUGGACAAAUUGCUGGCCAGUGCUUAGAACAAUUAAAAGCAAGUCUUGAAGCAAUAUAAAUUGAAAAAACUUAUAAAUAUUAAAUUUCAAAAGACAUUUUAUAAGCGAAAUAUG
Papilio xuthus (Asian swallowtail) is the source of this 1613-nucleotide messenger RNA. RefSeq names its product SET and MYND domain containing, arthropod-specific, member 3 (gene SmydA-3). The coding region runs from base 83 to 1558 and encodes 491 amino acids. The transcript is spliced from 8 exons. Lineage: Eukaryota; Metazoa; Arthropoda; Insecta; Lepidoptera; Papilionidae. The record is from RefSeq and is a predicted model, not a curated record.